Messenger RNA from Hypanus sabinus (Atlantic stingray), 2234 nucleotides. Its product is annotated as peroxisomal acyl-coenzyme A oxidase 2-like. Bases 72 to 2081 code for a protein of 669 amino acids. Gene Ontology annotation, cellular component: peroxisome. Gene Ontology annotation, molecular function: FAD binding; fatty acid binding. Gene Ontology annotation, biological process: fatty acid beta-oxidation using acyl-CoA oxidase; very long-chain fatty acid metabolic process; lipid homeostasis. The record is from RefSeq and is a predicted model, not a curated record. Lineage: Eukaryota; Metazoa; Chordata; Chondrichthyes; Myliobatiformes; Dasyatidae. The transcript has 14 exons.
CCAGCCAAUUGGCAUGGUAAUUGGACGGAGCGCUCGGCCACCGGUGGGAGACGACCCCGAGAGCAGGCGACAUGUGGACCGAGUCCGUGUGCGGAGCGGUCAAUCCGGACAUUGACAGCGAGCGGAAAGCCGCCUCGUUCGACGUGGAGAAGCUGGUGAACUUUCUGGAUGGCGGCGCCGAGCGGACGCGCAUUCGGAGGUCUGUGGAGAGAAUCAUUAAUAAUGAUCCUGUUUUCAGUCAAGAAAAUCAGUAUUUCUUGACACCAACUGAGCGAUAUGAGGCUGCUGUAAAAGCAUCUGUACACCUGCAUCGAAAGAUUAAAGAAUUAGGCUGGACAGAUGAUGGGCCAGAAAUCCAGUUUGCUUUUAGGACGAUAGGAAACAAUCUGGCUUUUAGAACCCACAGUGGUGUGUUUAUGCCAACCAUUAUUGGACUGGGGACUGAUGCACAGAUCGCUAAGUGGAUUCCGCUUGCUAAGAAUUACCAGAUUAUUGGAACUUAUGCUCAAACAGAGUUAGGACAUGGCACAAAUCUUCGGGGUCUAGAAACAACAGCGACCUUUGACACUUCCCGCCAGGAUUUUCUGCUGAACACACCCAAAAUAUCCUCAAUAAAGUGGUGGCCUGGUGACUUGGGUAGGUCAGCAACUCAUGCCGUGGUCCUGGCUCAGCUGUAUACCAAGGGAGUGUGCCAUGGAAUGCAUGCCUUCAUCGUACAGAUACGCAGCCUUGUAGAUCAUUCCACUUUGCCAGGUAUCAAAGUUGGAGAUAUUGGUCCAAAACUGGCCUUUGAACAGGUUGACAAUGGAUAUUUGAUAAUCCAAAAUGUUCAUGUUCCCAGGGAAAAUAUGCUAAGCAGAUAUAGUUGGGUAACUUCAGAUGGCAGUUAUAUUAAACAAGGAUCUGACAGAAUCAAUUACAUCAGUAUGGUGUUUACUCGAAUACAAAUACUAUCUAAAGAAGUGGUACCUGCUCUUACUAAAGCCUGCAUUAUCGCUAUUCGAUAUUCUGUGGUGAGACGUCAGUCAGAAUUAAAGCCUGGUGAAAAAGAUGUUAAAAUUCUAGACCACCAGACCCAACAACAGAAACUUCUUCCCCAGCUUGCGGCAACUUUUGCCUUCCAUUUCAUGUGUUUGUCUAUUGAAGCCUUUGGCAACCAAGUGAACUUACAGAUCAAAACCAAGAGAAAUCUCUCAUCUCUACCUGAGUUGCAUGCCUUGUCUGCAGGCCUGAAAGCUCUGAUGUCAGAGGCCUGUAGUACUGGAGUUGAAAUAUGUCGCAGAGCUUGUGGUGGCCAUGGAUAUUCCAUGCUUAGUGGUUUACCCUCACUGUAUGGUUGGGUGGUGGCCUCCUGUACAUAUGAAGGAGAAAACACUGUAAUGCUUCUACAGACUGCACGGUUUCUAAUGAAGUACCUUGCUAGAGAAUAUCAUGGUGAACCUUUACCCGACUCUGUCUCUUACCUGUCUGAACCUUUCUCUCUGCAUUGUUCUGCAAAGGAGAAAACUGAUUUCUUCAAGCCAUUCCUAUACACAGAAGCCUACAAGCACAGAGCACAAAGGCUGAUUAAGGAUUCUGGGGACAAACUGCAGUCUCUUCUUCAGUCUGGAAUUGAGCAGUAUAUUGCCUGGAAUAUCACUUCUGUGCAGCUUGCAAGGACUGCAGUUGCUCACUGUCAUUUUGUAGUUGUGAAGAACUUUGUCGACGCAGUGGAGAGAUUGAAGCUGGAGCCUGAAAUCCAGCAAGUGAUCAAGCGGUUAUGUGAUCUUUAUGCAUUGACUGGCAUUCUGGCCAAUGCUGGGGAUUUCCUAUGUGAUGGUUAUAUAACUGGAAAACAACUAGAUUUAUUGAGUUCUUCUCAAUUGGAUCUUCUUGCUCUUCUCCGGAAAGAUGCUGUCUCAAUAGUGGAUGCAUUUGAUUACCCUGACCAACAACUGAAUUCUGCCAUUGGUGGUUAUGAUGGUUAUGCUUAUCAACGCCUCUUUGAAUGGGCUCAGAAAGCCCCAUCAAACACAAAGGUGAAUCUUGCAUAUGAGAAAUACCUGAAGCCUCACUUUCAGGCAGCACAGGCCAAGUUGUAAUGCAUUUAUUUGAAUGUGUACUUACAUACAUUUCACCUAUUAAAACUUUUAACAGCAUAGAUAUUAGAUACAAGUUAAUCAUUUUAAAUAUUAACAGGCAUAGUAGUGUAUUGACUGAAAUUUAAUUCAAUUGACAAUUUCCAGGAUGCUUAA